Molecule: messenger RNA, 1683 nt
Organism: Phragmites australis (common reed)
Lineage: Eukaryota; Viridiplantae; Streptophyta; Magnoliopsida; Poales; Poaceae
Product: gibberellin 2-beta-dioxygenase 3-like
Exons: 3
Coding region: 126-1208 (360 amino acids)
Biological process (GO): gibberellin catabolic process; response to light stimulus
Source: RefSeq, a predicted model, not a curated record
AACACAGCAACGCCUCCCCUGCCUCGCUAGCAACUCCCCUGUUCCUGCUCUGUUUCGCUUACUGCAGCUGAGCUCUGUUGUUACUACGUACACAAGGAGGAACAGUACCUUAGCGUUCGCUAGCCAUGGUUGUGAUAACGGCGCCCAGCUCGGUCGACCAGAUCCCGCUGAUGAGGUGCCCCAAGGACAAUGCAGGCCAGUCGGCCGCCGCCAUACCGUCCGUCGACCUGUCGGCGCCGGGCGCGGCGGCGGCAGUGGCGGACGCGUGCCGCAGCGUGGGGUUCUUCAGGGCGACCAACCACGGCGUGCCGGCUGGCCUCGCCGACGCGCUGGAGGCCCGGGCGAUGGCGUUCUUCGCGCUUCCCCACCAGGACAAGCUGGACAUGUCCGGCGCCGCCCGCCCCUUCGGCUACGGCAGCAAGAGCAUCGGCUCCAACGGCGACGUCGGCUGGCUGGAGUACCUCCUCCUCUCCGUCGGCUCCAACUCCGUUCUCAGCUCCUCCCUGCCGCCCUCACUCCGGAUGGCAUUGGAGGAGUACACGGCUGCGCUGAGGGAGGUGGGCGGACGGGUGCUGGAGCUGAUGGAGGAGGAGCUCGGUCUCGACCGGGAGCUGCUGCGGAGGAUGGUGGUGGGGCGGGAAGGCAGCGACGAGAUGGUGCGGGUUAACUACUACCCGCCCUGCCCCCCGGCGCCGGGGGACUGCGGCGUGACGGGGUUCGGGGAGCACACGGACCCGCAGAUCAUCUCCGUGCUCAGGUCCAACUGCACCGCGGGUCUUCAGAUCAAGCUCAGGGACGGUAGGUGGGCCCCUGUGCCCCCCGACCCGGAAUCCUUCUUCGUCAACGUCGGAGACUCGCUGCAGGUUCUGACGAACGGGCGGUUCAGGAGCGUGAAGCACCGGGUGGUGGCGCCGGAGGGGACGCAGUCGCGGCUAUCGGUGAUCUACUUCGGCGGCCCGGCGCCAUCGCAGCGGAUCGGGCCGCUGCCGCAGGUGAUGCGGGACGGGGAGCAGAGCCUGUACAGGGAGUUCACGUGGGGCGAGUACAAGCGCGCCGCGUACAAGACCCGCCUCGGCGACCACCGGCUCGGCCCCUUCGAGCUGCGCGCCAUGCUGCCCAGCGAGCCCGCAAACAGCGCCGAUCCGCAGCACUGCAGUGGCAGCUCCUGCAUGCAACAGCAGAAGCAGCAGGUGGCACAAGUGUACUAGCACAGGCGAACAGCCAGCCACUACUGGUACUGUUGAUCUAGGCUAGGCUCCUACAAAUAUUCUCCUGCACGGCUAGCUGCACGUACCCCCUGAUCGAUCGACCUCGCCUUUUGUUUAAUCCAUAUCGGGUAACUGUGUGGAGUAGUUACUGGCUCGCUUGGCCGGGCCAAGACUGGCACACUGGCACCUGCCCUUCAGUCCUUUGCAGGCUCUGCUCCUCUGUGCCUGAUGACCACUGCGUGUACAUGAUCCUUGUAACUUCCAGUAGUAGUAGUCGUUGUUUGCAUGUAUGCUGCCUCUUUUGUGCCUUACCUUUACCGGCAGCCAGAGGCAGGCGCUAGCUUUGCUAAUCACUGCUUGGUGCACCGAACGUGUUCGUACGUAAAUAGGCAGCUCAUGCAAGUAGUCUCCGUGUAUGUAACGGUCUCUAUGACUGUAUGGUUCUGGAAGCUCUUAUAAAUGGUAACGUUGUGAA